AUGUCACCUAAGAAAAUCAGAUUUGUUGCACGACUUGCGCUUGACUCAGGUGGUCUGAUAGUGCGAAUGCAAUUAGCUCAUGUACUGGCCUAUGAGUUUUUCGCCCGUGAGCGCAAAGACCCUACCAAGUCCACAUGGAGUCCUCAUUCUAUCUGUACAGCAUGUCUGGGCGAGCUGGGCAACCAAGUCUUACACUCUCUUGCUCGGCAUCCUCAUCGAGAUAGCGCAACUAUUGCUGUUUUGCUACGGCCCUCGAGCAUCGCAUCCACCACCCCCGACAAAGUCAAGGAGCUCGAGGCACUGCGCAAUCUGAAUGUGCAACUUAUUCCUGGUGACAUUGCCAAAGAUUCCGAAAAGUGCCUUUCCGACGUCUUUGGUGAAUACGACACAAUCAUCGGCUGUACUGGCUUUGCAGCUGGCUCUGGCACUCAGCUCAAACUUGCGUGUGCUGUCCUGGCGGCUCAAGUUCCGCGAUACGUCCCCUGGCAAUUUGGAGUCGAUUACGAUACUAUCGGACGGGGAUCCGCGCAAGAUCUGUUCGAUGAGCAACUUGAUGUGAGGGAUCUCCUGCGCUCCCAGGACCGGACUAAAUGGGUGAUCCUAUCGACCGGCAUGUUCACUAGUUUCUUGUUCGAGCCUUGGUUUGGUGUCGUCAAGUUCAAGGACGAUACCAUAGUGGCCCUUGGGAGCCUCGUUACCAAGGUGUCUGUAACAGCACCGGAGGAUAUUGGCAAGAUUACUGCUGAGGCUGUGCUUGGCUCGAGAGCUGACUCGGAUACCUUGACUUAUGAACACCUGGCGCGGUUAGUGGAGAGGAUCACUGGACGCAAAUUUACCAGGCAUAUAAGAACUGUGCAGGCUGCUCGGGCUGACCUUGCAAAGGACCCUGACAACACCUUGUUCAAAUAUCAGAUCGUUUUUGGUGAAGGGCGUGGUGUAGCGUGGGAUUUGUCCGAGACGUGGAACUGUCAGGUUGGGAUCCAUGCUUUGACUGCGGAGGAAUGGGCACGACUUCAUUUGCAGAAUAUUAUAUAG
Molecule: messenger RNA, 1035 nt
Organism: Aspergillus novofumigatus IBT 16806
Lineage: Eukaryota; Fungi; Ascomycota; Eurotiomycetes; Eurotiales; Aspergillaceae
Product: aromatic alcohol reductase
Exons: 3
Coding region: 1-1035 (344 amino acids)
Molecular function (GO): oxidoreductase activity
Source: RefSeq, a predicted model, not a curated record